AAUAUUCAUGUGCCUAAUACUCAUUCGUGUCAUAUCAGUGAAAGAGAAACGACAUCUUAAGGAGAAGUUAAUGCUCAAAAUUGGCACGACAGUUUUUAAAACCCAAUCUAAGGAUGAGAUUUUAAUUUAGGAAACCAACAGGUUCAUCGAUGGCCACUAGAUAUUGUAUCCAGUUAAUCAUGACUUAAAGUUUGGCGGACUUUGUUGGCAUUUAUUUGCCAAUGUUUUGAACCGUGAAAUCGAGUGAAGUUUUUUCUUCUCAGCCUUUCUUUUAUCAAGAUUCAUCUGGUUCUAUCCUACAAUGAGCUGCAUCGGAUAUCUAAGACUCCUGGUACGCCGUAAAACCAAGGAUAUAUUCCAUGUAGAGACAAUACUUCAUCGAUGUCUGAACGCCUUGGACUUGACUCUACUCGGCGUGGGUUCCAUGUUGGGCGCCGGGUUGUACAUUGCAACGGGCGAAAUCGCCCGCUCGACAGCCGGUCCAGCCAUCGUGAUAUCUCUACUGAUUGGUGCUAUUCCAGUAUGCUUAUCAUCACUCUGUUAUGCAGAGUUUGGAUCGAGAAUCUCGAAAACGGGCUCGUCCUAUACAUACACGUAUUUUGCGAUGGGGGAGAUUUGGGCAUUUAUAGUCGGCUGGAAUUUGAUUUUAGAAAACAUAAUAGCUGCGGCUCUUCUGGGCCACGAGUCCAGUCGCUUUCUGAACUCCAUCUCCGGUGGAAGGAUUUACAAAUUCUUUACUGAUAACAUUUCAAACUGGCAAAUCACGGGUCUGCUACCGUUUCCUGACUUCGUAGCAUUUGCAAUUGUUAUGAUCUUUACGACCCUUGCGUCGUUCGGUGCGAAUCGAUCGGCGGGGUUCAUACGCGUCGCUAUGCUCAUCAACGUCUUUGUGGUGGUCUUCGUAGUGCUAUCGGGCGUGUACUUCGUCGAUACUAAGAACUGGACUAAAGGAAACUUUGCGCCGUAUGGAUUUUACGGGAUAAUGUCUGGCGCGGCAAGUUCGUAUUUUGCAUAUCUGGGGUUCGACACCUUGAAUACGGCGAGUGAAGAGGCGAUCAAUCCCAAACACUCCAUCCCCAAAGCUUGUAACAUCAGUACGUAUCUGGGCAUAGCCAUGUACCUUCUAACCGCAGGAAUUUUGACUCUAAUGAUACCCUACAAGCAGCUUUCGCCUGAGAUCGCCCUCCCACAAGCCUUCGCAGACGAAGGGUUCCCAAUUGGCAAAUACUUUGUGGCGGUAGGCGGGAUGUCUGCUAUGGCUUUAAGUCUACUCGCGUAUUUGUUCUCAGGGCCGCGCAUUCUCUACGCCAUGUCAAGAGACGGACUCAUGAUCAAAUUUUUCAACAAAAUUAGCUACGCAACGCAGGUGCCAGUUCGCGGCGUGUUAUUCUGCGGUCUUACCGCGGCGUCAGUCUCGCUCUUCGUCAACACCAGCAACCUUGUGGAGAUGCUCUCUAUAGGUACAAUGCUCGCAUACAUCGCCAUCGCCAUUUCAGUACUCCUAGAGCGACACAAACCGGCUGAACCACGCGAGCACGAGUUUCUCUCUAGGAAAACAUCCACCGCGAGUAACGCGACCGAAGAGCCGAGCUGCUGGCGGAAGUUCGCCGAGUUUUGCUUUCGCUGCAAAGGAGAAACAGAGCGCCACUCCUCUGGUCGAUACGCGCCGAUAGACACUUUGCAUGAGCAGAGUGACAGCCGCCAGCCCACGCAGGAUACGUACCACACGGCUUGCCUCAGUACUGCCUGCCUAGUCGUUGGCGCGUUUGGCUUCUGCCUGACCGUGAGCCCCUCGGCAGGCCUCAUGUACAUGCGAGAGAAGAAUCCUUAUGUGAUCGUGGUGUCGUGUGUUUUUCUGUUCGUCGCGUUGGUGUCUGUUGUGAUGAUACUCCUGCAGCCUCGGCGAACACCAAGACCUCGGUAUCACGUACCAUGCGUGCCUCUAAUACCCAUCAGCAGUGUAGUUAUUAAUGAAUAUCUACUGACCAACCUGUCUAAGCUGACCUGGGCUAGCUUCACUGCCUGGACGUUUAUAGGAAUGACUGUCUACUUCAUGUACGGCUUGCAUCAUAGUGAAGAGGAUGAUGACGAGGACAAGCUCAAACAGUUUCUUCUCACCCUUACACCACCGACCCGUGACGCGCGGGACGAUACGGGUGCCACGCGGGAUCACGGCAAGCGAACCUGGCCGAGUAGCGAGGAUUUCACGCCAAUCUCUAGCAACAAUAGCGAGGACGAAGGAUUCCAGUCAACAAUGAUCACAAGUGAUGAGGAUCGUUCCCCCAAAAGGAGGUUGCCCAAUACCAAUGGACUAAAGGGUCCGCCAUUAAAAGAAAAAGCAGAUGAAAACUGACUGAAAGUUGUAUAGAGAAUUUGAAUUUGCGUUUGAGAUUGGAUAGAUAAAUCCAUUGAAUGGAAGACAAUAGAUAAUAAUAAUAGAUAAAAAGUAACGCCGAGAGAACGUGUCAACAUCUAGUUUAUCACAAUUUUCAAGAGGAAUUCUUUUUUGCAGUGUAACAAAAUGAGAUGAUGAAUAAACAAGCAAAUAACAUUUGAUGAGUUCUUUACAGUCGACAAGCUUCAUAUGGUCGUAACACUUGUUCAACGUUUAAACAAGACCUGGACAAUCAAGAUAGAAGUCGGUUGUCUUAGAUAUAGCUGCCCUGAUCGUGCGAAUUCGACAAGCUUCCACAUGGUCGCAACACUCGUCAGACGUUUAAACAAGACCUGGAUGAUCAGACGUCGGUUGUCUAUAGAUAAAGCUGCCCUGAUCGUGUGAACUUAUAUUUAAAAAAAAAAUGGCUGAUACGGCUGGGACAACAUUAAGGAAAUCAGACUAGCCGAGUGUCAGGCGCAUUUUCCAUUCCCUAUGAAGUAUAAACCUGGAACCAAUUUUUUAAUUCCCAUACUAGCAAUUACUUUGAACAAAUGAAGUAAGAGCUGAAGUAAGAAUUCAAGAUAUAAAAUGUUGUUUACUAUUGUUUGUUAAAGAUUCGUGGUUUAUCCUGUCAUGUGCAAUAAACCAAUAAAUCAAUAGCAUUA
Messenger RNA from Nematostella vectensis (starlet sea anemone), 3042 nucleotides. Its product is annotated as cationic amino acid transporter 4. Gene Ontology annotation, biological process: transmembrane transport; amino acid transport. Gene Ontology annotation, cellular component: plasma membrane. The transcript has 3 exons. The coding region runs from base 302 to 2353 and encodes 683 amino acids. The record is from RefSeq and is a predicted model, not a curated record. Gene Ontology annotation, molecular function: amino acid transmembrane transporter activity. Lineage: Eukaryota; Metazoa; Cnidaria; Anthozoa; Actiniaria; Edwardsiidae.